UUUAGUCCAUGUUGGUGGGACCAGGUCACUGACUGUUCUCUUAGUUAUAGGGUGGGUGCUGUGGUUGUUUUCAGCCAUGUCAGUGGGCCUUAAAACACAAGCUGUAGGAUCCCUUGAAAUAUCCAUUUACUUUGCAGGCAGAGUGGUCCAGUGAUAGCAGCAGGGGAGUGAGUGUUAGGACUCUUAGCUUUGCUACUGACUUGUGUGACUUCGGGCAUGCCACUUAACCUCACUCUGCCUCAUGGUGCCCAUCUGUGAAAUGGGGACAAUAUUUACUUUGCAGGGAGCUUGUGAGGCUUCACUAAUCCUUAUAACAUGCACUCAAAUCCUCGGGAGCAGCAUGGCACAUUUUUAAUGAGGCGGCCUGGUAGCAUUAGUCCCGACACUGGGUGUCACCUCUGAGCUAUGGCUGUGUUGCCUUUAGCAACUUGCCUGCUGCUUGUAUUCUUUUCCUGGGGCUUGUCCUUUUACCAGCAGAAAUGCGGAAAAACCAGUUUGUGGUUAUUGCUGCACUUCCCUUCACGCCCACUGAGUCGGCCUUCUCCUCCUCCUCAGCCUGCACACACUUCGGCCUCUGACUGCAUUCUCUCUGCUGCACUCUGUCAACCUAAUAGGAUUCACGCUCCAAUUUUAUUAACCCUACUGCUUCUCCAUCCCUGCCCCAAAAGUCUUCUCCUGGCCUCUUCUCCCUUGGGCGAGCCAGUGGAUUGGUCAUAGGUAGAAGCCAUAGAUAACUGCCUUCCUGGCCCUGCCCAAGGGCAGCUUGUGGACUCAAUGGCUGGAACUGAUGACAAGAAUACGAAAACUCUAAGGGAGGUGUGGAGAAGAGCUGAAAAUGCCUUGUGCGCAGACUGUGAGAAGCCAGAUCCUGACUGGGCAUCAUAUACAUUGGGUGUCUUUAUCUGCCUGAACUGCUCAGGGAUCCACCGCAAUAUCCCUAACAUCAGCAAAGUCAAGUCCCUGAGGAUGGACCAUUGGGACGAGGUCCAGGUGCAGUUCCUGGAGCAGCAUGGGAACGCGGUGGCUAAAGCCACUUAUGAGGCUCAUAUCCCCAUUUACUAUUACCAGCCAACCUAUGCGGACUGCCAAGCCCUCAGGGAGCAGUGGAUACGGGCCAAGUACGAGCGCAAGGAAUUCACUGAGCCAGGGAGAGAGCUGCCGUAUUCAAAUGGGCUGAAGGAAGGGAUCCUAUGGAAACGGGGCCGGGACAACGGGCAGUUCUUACCCCGCAGGUUUCUCUUGUCUGAGCGAGAAGGCUGUCUCAAAUACUUUGCCAAACCGGACGCAAAAGAGCCCAAAAUCAAUAUUAAAAUUGACACAAUCAAUGCCACAUUCCAGCCAGUGAAGAUCAGGAACCCCAAUGGCCUGCAGAUCAGCUACCUCAAGGACAACAAGACCCGCAAUAUCUUUCUCUACCAUGAGGAUGGAAAGGAGAUAGUGGACUGGUUCAAUGCGAUACGCGCAGUGCAGUUUCAUUACCUGAAGGUGGCAUUUCCCAUUGCUGGUGACAGUGAGAUCAAAAGCCGACUAAUGCAGAAUUUCCUGAAGGAGGGAUACAUGGAGAAGACAGGCCCCAAGCAGAGAGAGGCCUUUAAGAAGCGCUGGUUCACACUGGAUCGCCGCAGACUCAUGUACUUCAAGGAUCCACUGGAUGCAUUUGCUAAAGGCGAGGUGUUUGUGGGCAGUAGGAAGCAGGGAUACAGCGUCAACCCAGGGCUGCCACCAGGAACUCAGGGCAGCUUCUCCUGGCAGUAUGGCCUCACUAUUGUCACCCCAGACCGGGAGUAUCUCUUCACCUGCGAGACAGAGAGCGACCAGCAGGACUGGAUUGUGGCCUUCAGUCAGGUCAUCGAGCAGCCCAUGACCCCCCAGGAGUAUGCAAUUGAAGCCUACUUCAAGCUCAGCUCCUAGGAACACCUUGGAGAACCGGACUGCAGCUCUGCUCUGCGCAAGCCCUUUGGUAGGGUGCUUUGGGAGAGAAGAGGGGCUGUGCACCAGAGAAUCUAGACUCCCCUAGGACCUCACAGUUUGGAGCACUUUUUCUUAAACAGAUCAGCCAACCUCCCUCUGUGGUGAGGGGUCCAAUUAGGCUGUACCCCUAUACAUGGAAGACACAUUCCAAUAAUGAACACUUGAAGCAACCGUCCCCUGAGACCACUCCUAAGCAAUGAUGUGAUCUAAUUGGAGACUGGCAGGGUCUGCCAACCAAUCAGGCUUUGAAGGUUUGAGUACCAGGAAUGGGGGGAGGGGUCAUCUUUUAAACUUCCGUUAUCGCUCCUUACUGGAAAAGGGGAAACCCUCAUCGAAGUGGAAAUAGCCAAGUACUCUAUCAACAUGGGUGGUUUGCAGGGUGGAGCCGAGCUCUGGCAGGGAGCAGACACUAGUCUAGAAGCACUUAUAACAUUACAAGGGAAAUUGCUCCUCAGCUGCUUAGGGAGAAUUGAAUCCUUCUGGAAAUACGACGUUUGACAUUUUGCCAUCUAGGAAGGAUGUUUAGAAAAUUAGUUCUACUGCCAGCACCUUCUUUUUCAUUGGCCAAGGCUGCUGCAUUCGAUAACCCAAUUCAACUACCACAGCCUUGUCAAGUCACAUAUUCACAGGCGACCCUCCUGCAAAAUUCUGCUACAGAGAUUAAGCAGCUGGUGUGGAUGUGUUUAUAUAUGUGAGGGAGUCACUGAUACUAGUGGGGAGAAGACACAGCAUGACUAUUGACAGAAUUGCAAAGGGGGAAACUGUUGUCAUUCUGAGCUGUAUGUUGUCAUGUUGUGUGUGUUCUGUGACCAUACUACCUAGCUUGCAUCUUUUUAGCAACAGACCUCAAAGCACUUUACAAAGGAACAAGUAGAAUUAUCCCCGGUUUAUAGAUGGAGAAGCUGAAGCACAGGGAGUGAAAUAACUUAUGCAAGGUCACGCAACAGACUGUGAUAGAGCCCAAAACAAAACCCAGGUCUUCUCAUUCCUAGUUCAGGGUAGGUCUACACUACAGCACUAAUUCGAACUAACUUAGUUCAAAUUAGUUAAUUUGAACUAAGCUAAUUCAAACUAGUGCAUCUAGACCUAAAAACUAGUUCGAAUUAGCAUUUUGCUAAU
Messenger RNA from Pelodiscus sinensis (Chinese soft-shelled turtle), 3090 nucleotides. Its product is annotated as arf-GAP with dual PH domain-containing protein 1-like. Gene Ontology annotation, molecular function: phosphatidylinositol-3,4,5-trisphosphate binding; phosphatidylinositol bisphosphate binding; GTPase activator activity. Gene Ontology annotation, biological process: positive regulation of GTPase activity. NCBI's taxonomy places the organism in Eukaryota, Metazoa, Chordata, Testudines, Trionychidae. Gene Ontology annotation, cellular component: intracellular membrane-bounded organelle; cytoplasm; plasma membrane. The record is from RefSeq and is a predicted model, not a curated record.